AUGGACACCCUACCCACAGUUCAGUGUGCUUUUAUCAAAGCGGAAGGUGAACAAUGUCGAAAGAAGGUCAAAGAUCGGUCCGGCUACUGCAAUCACCAUAGGGGAAAAGAACAAACCCAGAUGUCAACACAAGAGACAGCCCAGGAGUCGGCGCUCGAGGAACUAGCGAUGGCAGAGGACAGCGGAGACCUUCUACUCCCGCUUCGACCGGCAGUUGAUGUGAACAGGACUGCUGAAGCGUCUACUGAGCAGAUACAGCGUAGCACCCAGGCUGACUUGGAGGAGCUCGUGUCAGCGACAACUCAGCAGACACAGCGCGGCACCCAGGCUGACUUGGAGGAGCCCAUGCCAGCGACAACUCAGCAGACACAGCGCGGCACCCAGGCUGACUUGGAGGAGCCCGUGUCAACGACAACUCCCACUCCUAUUCAGCCAUCAGACCAGAAAAUGCAGACAGAUGUCGCUCAAACCCCCCCCUCCAUCAACGACAAAACGAAACUGCGCGUUUUCGAGCUCAUUAAGCAUCGCAAUGUCGUUGAGCAGAAGCUCUUCGAGUGUUUCCAGCCACUGCUUAGUGACGGCAAGGCUUUUCUGGAGGAAAUGGACAGGGUGAGGGAGAUGGUGGAAAAGAACGGAGGAUCGGUCAUUUACAUCGUCGACGAAACUACUAGAAGAAGGGCAGAAACCAACCCCAAGCUUGUGAUGAUUGUAAAGCUAUGCCAAGAGUUGGACGUCCGCAUGGCGGUUCUGACGAACGAAAAGGUCCUGUUGAGAAAGAAGAGGUCCUAUUGGGAGGGAAGACCGGAGGCGAUCGAUGAGGACGAUGAUGAUGUUGCGACCCUGGAGGUCAUCCGGUGCCCCGUUUGCCGCUUCGCCGCCCCUCCCACCGCCGUCUAUCCCGUGCCCCUCGACCGCGCCGGCGAGCCGUACGACCCGCGCCCCGUCCCCGGCGCCUUCGAUCCCUUCAUGCUCGCCGCCUGCGAGCAGGAGGCCACGGAUGAGCAGGAGGAACAGACCCGCCUGGAGGAGGAGCUGAAAACCGCCCUCCAGCAGCAGCAGCAGCAGCAGCAGCAGCAGGAGGAGGAGGAGGAGACUGCCGGUGCUGUUGACGCUGCCGAUGCCGACGACGACGAAGACCACGACCACGACGACCACGGACCUUUCGUGGCGGACUGCAUUGUUGCCUACGACGCCCUGACGGACUCAUGCACAGUCAGGUGGCUUGCGGUCGGCGGAGGCACCUUGGUAACGCAAGAACUGAUGCCAGGCUUGGUUGCCGCUGCCAGAGUGGUCGCGGGUGGAGAGAGUUGGAUCCUCGCAGAGUGA
Molecule: messenger RNA, 1326 nt
Organism: Lasiodiplodia theobromae
Lineage: Eukaryota; Fungi; Ascomycota; Dothideomycetes; Botryosphaeriales; Botryosphaeriaceae
Product: Zinc finger-domain-containing protein
Exons: 3
Coding region: 1-1326 (441 amino acids)
Source: RefSeq, a predicted model, not a curated record